This is a messenger RNA of Sander lucioperca (pikeperch), 2164 nucleotides long. It is a transcript of the gene mturn, whose product is annotated as maturin, neural progenitor differentiation regulator homolog (Xenopus). The transcript has 4 exons. The coding region runs from base 298 to 687 and encodes 129 amino acids. Lineage: Eukaryota; Metazoa; Chordata; Actinopteri; Perciformes; Percidae. Gene Ontology annotation, biological process: positive regulation of megakaryocyte differentiation; regulation of signaling. Gene Ontology annotation, cellular component: cytoplasm. The record is from RefSeq and is a predicted model, not a curated record.
UGCGUAUGCAUGUAUGCGACCGACGGGCUGAUUUCAUAACGUGGGGAGGAAGAGAGGAAUGGGGCUUUGAGAACGGAUGAGCACCAGACCCGGUAGGUAGGCUCUAUGCACCAUCAGUGUUAUCUCUAUUCCCGGGCCAUGCAGGCGGUGCACUAGAGGAGAUGCGGUAGAGGAGGCUGCUGAUGCUGCUGUCCGAUCAGCUGUUAUUUUUGUCUUGAGCAUCAUCGCCGUGACGGCCAGAGAGAUCGAGACCAAGCUCCGGAGCCAGCAGGGACACCGCAGAGCGGAGAACAGAGGAUGGAGUUCAAGCAUCUGGUGGAGGCGGCGGAGAAGUGGUGCUCCGGUAACCCGUUCGACCUCAUAUUCGCCGAGGAGGACGACGAGAGGCGGCUGGACUUUUACGCAGAGCCCGGCGUCUCCUUCUACGUGCUGUGUCCCAGCGGCACCGACACUUUCCACGUGUGGAGUGAGAGUGAGGACUGCCUUCCCUUCCUUCAGUUGGCCCAGGACUACAUAUCUUCCUGCGGGAAGAAGACUCUGCUAGAGGUGCUGGAGAAGGUCUUCACAUCCUUCAGGCCUCUGCUGGGUCUGCCAGACAUAGAAGACGACAGUUUUGAGCAUUACCACGCUGACAUGGAGGGGGAACCAGGGCCCGACCACCAGCAGAUGGGGGUCAGCCAGCAGUGAUGAGCCCCAAGAUGAGGCCUGCAGCUGGGGCAGAGCUGCUGAGAAGCUCUGGGCCUCAACUCAUCAGCCCAAACACUUAACAACACACUCUUAUCUAAACACACACACACACACACACACACACACAUACUUACGGCCAACUUGCUAAAAAUGCACCACCAUGUUUUUGAAUGUCUCAGUGGCUUUGCUUUCCAAAGAGUGCACUCUGUUGCACUGUGAUGAUCCCCCCAACCAAACACACACACACACACACACACACACACACACACACACACACACACACACACACACACACACACACACACACACAUUGGGGCUACGUGAGUAGUAGCCACGUACAAUGCAAGUAUCAUAAUCAUUCACCAUCCGGUUAGUUAAAGUUCCACAGCACAGCAAUAUUACAUCAGCCUCAGCUGGCUUUGUUAUGCAGAAAUACAGUCAGAUGUUACUGCAAUACACACAUUUCCCCCGUGGCUUUGGAGAUGAAUGUGACAGAUAACCUACUUUCUCUGCCUGUAUGUUGACACAGAGGACAAACAAGAGCUAGUUGAAAGAGGAAUGGGUAAAAACUGACGGUUUGUGGCUUUGUGAGGCAGCUGGAGUGACGCAGAUAAAGAGAGGAAAAGCGGUAAAGUUUUCCACUGCAUGGAGGGAAACAAGGAGGGAACUGAGGGAUGUAUAUCUGUGAUAUAGAUUUAGAUAGGGCAGCUCUCAAACUAUCCAGUUUUGCACACACGGUUACAAUAGUCGUAUAGGUUACAGACAAAAGCAUUUUGCACCUCAUGUGGAAAUCACAGUGUGCAGCUUUACAGUAGCAUGGAUCAUUUCUUGAGGUGUGUCUCUUAAUGUUUCUAAGGCAGUACACCUCAAAGAGUUUAAAGUCACUUAAUGAGGACGUUUUUAAUCAAUGUUACUAUUACAUGACCAUCACAACAAAGGCCCAUGUUGCAGCUUAAGCCAUUCCUGGCUUGGGUAUUGCAUUGUCACACGACACCCUUUAGUUCUCCUGUCCUGUAGUCUUCCUGGUUCACGGUUUGCCCUCCUUUCUCAGCUAAAUCUGACGAGAGACCUUUCUAAAUCUAGCCAAAACCUCUUUUGCGUGUGUUGUUUGAACUUAUCGGCUCCUUUCGAGGUUUUUCUUAACCAUAAUUUAGUGCACACUCAAAUCCCUGAGUGAUAUCACAGGGGAGAGAGAAUAUUUGUUGACAGCCACCCUUCGCCUGCCCUGUUAUCUCUAAUCUCACAUUGUGUUGUUGUAUGUCACAUCCAGUGCACUGCAAUGCUUCAGGCCUCCGCCGCCUUCAACCACUCGAUCCACAUGCAAGACUGUUUCAGUGGUUCAUCCUUAGCCUGUUUACUUUGGCUUGUAAAUGUUUGUCAUUUUAUUGCCUACAGUAUUUGAAUGUUUCUCAUGCAGUGUAUCUUCUGUUUGUCCUCCAAUGUGUGUGAAAUUGUUCAAUAAACCGUGUGAACAGAG